AUGGAGCUGCUGGGGGCUCUGAGCCCCCCGUGGUGGCUCCUGCCGCUCCUGCUGCUGGCCCUGCUGCUCCGGGCCACCCGCAGGAGCCCCUGGGACCCCCGCAAGUGUCCCGCCGACCUGACGGGCAAGACAGUGAUUGUCACCGGAGCCAACAGCGGCAUCGGCAAGUGCGUGGCCAUGGAGCUGGCCCGCCGCAAUGCCCGCACCAUCCUGGCGUGCCGGAGCCCGGAGCGGGGCCAGGCGGCCGUGCGGGAGAUCCGGGCGGCCACCGGGAACCCGGCGGUGCUGCUGAGGCUGCUGGACACCGGCUGCAUGGCCUCGGUGCGAGCCUUCGCCGCCGGCGUGCUGCGGGAGGAGCCGCGCCUGGACGUGCUGGUCAACAACGCCGGAGUCACCGGGCUGCCCUUUGCCAUCACGUCGGAAGGAUUGGAGCAAACCUUCGCCACCAACUACCUGGGCCACUUCCUGCUCACCAACCUGCUCCUGGAGCUGCUGAAGGCCUCGGCGCCCGCCCGGGUGGUGAACGUGUCGUCGUUCCGGCACAGCGUGGGCACGGCCGACAGCGGGUACCUGACGGGGCAGCGGCGCCCGGGCGGGCACGACGCCGCCUACAACAGCACCAAGCUGAUGAACGUGCUCUUCACCGCCGAGCUGGCACGGCGCCUGCAGGGCACAGGGGUGACGGCCAACGCGCUGAGCCCGGGCGUGGUGAGCACCAGCAUCAUGCGCCACUUCAGCCGGCCCGUGCGGGCGCUCUUCGCCCUCCUCCGUCCCUUCAUGAAGUCACCCCAGCAGGGCGCUGCCAGCACCAUUUUCUGCGCCAUCUCGGAGGAAGCCGAGGGCAUCAGCGGGAAAUAUUUUGACAGCAGCUGCCGGCUGGCGCUGCCCUCGGAGCUGGCCCGUGAUGCCGCGCUGGCUCGGAAGCUCUGGGAGGCAUCGGAGCGGCUCACGGGGCUCACGGAGCAGGGCUGAGCCACCGGGAUGUCACCUGUCAGCGCGGGAAUGGGGACAUGGAAGCUCGGGGAGCCAUCGGAGCGGCUCACGGGGCUCACGGAGCGGGGCUGAGCCACCGGGAU
Molecule: messenger RNA, 1076 nt
Organism: Melozone crissalis (California towhee)
Lineage: Eukaryota; Metazoa; Chordata; Aves; Passeriformes; Passerellidae
Product: retinol dehydrogenase 13-like
Exons: 6
Coding region: 1-972 (323 amino acids)
Source: RefSeq, a predicted model, not a curated record